AUGGGUCUGGAGCACGCAGCAGCAAAUGCCGAGAAGAUAAGGGGGAUGAUGGAUGGGAUAGUGAAUGACCUUGAGGGGCAUCUUGAGAUGUUCAGGAGCCAUGCAAGGUUUCUUAGAGGCAGGAUAAGCAGAGACAAGCAGGAGGGAGAGGUCCUCUUGCAAACGGUGACGUCCACACUGAACGAGAUGAGGGAAAGGAACGAGAGGCUGGUUGACGAGAGAAAUGCACUGAAGUCCAGGAUUGAGCAGGACACGAAAGAUCUCAGGGCCUCUGAGGACGAGAAGCAUGAGCUUGUGAACCAGAUCAGGGAGCUUGAGAUGAGCAACCGUGACCUUAAGGAGGUUUUCCGGGAGAAGAAAGGGAUUGAGAAUGCCUUUGUGAAGAAGAUGGAGCUUGUUUCGGAGAGAAACAAGCAGAGAGAGGCUCUGAUGGAGGCGAAGACAGAGUGUUUCAGGAAGUAUCUUGGGAUGGACAUUAUUCCUGUGAGGGAAAACGUGAUCAAGAUUGUGUUUAGCAGGAUAUGUCCUGAGGACAGUGUUGAAUGCUUUGUGACCUUGGAUCUGUCUGUGGAGGAUGCGGUGAUUGAUCUGUUUCCUAGGAUGUAUGGUCUUGAGAAGGCCAACGGCGUGUUCAGGGAGUGUGGUAACUUCCACGACUUUCUGGUGGCUGUGAGGAGGGAGUUCAGAAGAGAGUAUUCUGGGAUAUGA
Messenger RNA from Encephalitozoon hellem ATCC 50504, 708 nucleotides. RefSeq lists its product as uncharacterized. The transcript has a single exon. Lineage: Eukaryota; Fungi; Microsporidia; Unikaryonidae. The record is from RefSeq and is a predicted model, not a curated record. Gene Ontology annotation, cellular component: Ndc80 complex. Gene Ontology annotation, biological process: chromosome segregation. Bases 1 to 708 code for a protein of 235 amino acids.